UGAUGAAUCACAAAAAGUGCCAUUUUUCUAUUGUUCGCCUUUCAACUAUGUUUACAAAUUUUUUAGUCACCCAUCAUAAAAAUUGGGGAUUUUCUUUAGAUUAUUAUUUUUCUAAAAAAGUUGCCCCAUCUUUUGUCCAAUCCGAACUUUAUUUUUUCUUCUCUUUUGUAUUUAAAAAUUUUUUAUUAAACCUAAUCGGAUUUUGGUUUCUAAUCAACUCUAUUAAAUAAUCUUAUUUUUAAUUUUUUUCCUUUUAAAAAUUAUAAUUUUCUAAAAGUUUAAUCAACUUCUUAUUAAAUUUGCUAAAAAUGGGAUGCUCAAAAUGUGGAUGUACUGGCUUUUGCUGGAAUCCUGUUAGUUCGUUACGUAAACUUAAUUGUGAUCUAAAUCAUGAUCACUGCAGUGCGUGUUACUCACAUGAGGCACUUCGCAACUGUACUUGUGGACAUCAUUGGAAUUACCAUUGA
Meloidogyne enterolobii is the source of this 467-nucleotide messenger RNA. Lineage: Eukaryota; Metazoa; Nematoda; Chromadorea; Rhabditida; Meloidogynidae. The record is from the annotation of a GenBank genome assembly.